This is a messenger RNA of Limulus polyphemus (Atlantic horseshoe crab), 4754 nucleotides long. RefSeq names its product mothers against decapentaplegic homolog 5-like. Gene Ontology annotation, cellular component: heteromeric SMAD protein complex. Gene Ontology annotation, biological process: cell differentiation; transforming growth factor beta receptor signaling pathway; BMP signaling pathway. The record is from RefSeq and is a predicted model, not a curated record. Gene Ontology annotation, molecular function: RNA polymerase II cis-regulatory region sequence-specific DNA binding; I-SMAD binding; DNA-binding transcription factor activity, RNA polymerase II-specific. Lineage: Eukaryota; Metazoa; Arthropoda; Merostomata; Xiphosura; Limulidae. The transcript has 8 exons. The coding region runs from base 287 to 1645 and encodes 452 amino acids.
UGUGCGUGUGUCAAGUUAAUUGUUAAGCCUAAUGACAAGUGAAUGUGUCACUGCUUACUUAAUGCCAAAUAUAUAUAUGUAUAUAUAUAUUUUUUUUAUGUAAACGAAAUGAAGAAUAAUUUUAUACAUCUGAUAGAGUAUAAUUAACACAUUAAUACGGAUUGUAUUGUAAUAUUCGAGCGACUGUUAUAUCCCGAACCCAGAAAGAGGAAAGUUCGUUUGAAAACAAGGUAAAAUACGUCUUUUACAAAAAGGUCACCUUUGGUGCUUACACUACUCUUCAAACAUGUCUGGUCUGAACAGUCUUUUCUCAUUCACAAGUCCUGCUGUAAAGAAACUCUUGGGUUGGAAACAAGGUGAUGAAGAAGAAAAAUGGGCAGAAAAAGCUGUAGAUUCAUUAGUGAAGAAACUGAAAAAAAAGAAAGGUGCAAUUGAAGAACUAGAAAAAGCAUUAAGCUGUCCGGGACAGCUAAGUAAAUGUGUGACUAUUCCUCGUUCUUUAGAUGGUAGGCUGCAGGUGUCACAUCGAAAGGGUCUUCCUCAUGUGAUCUACUGUAGAGUUUGGCGUUGGCCAGAUCUUCAGAGUCAUCAUGAAUUAAAACCUUUGGAAAUCUGUGAGUUUCCUUUUUCUGCCAAACAGAAGGAUGUGUGCAUCAAUCCAUACCAUUAUAAAAGGAUAGAAAGUCCUGUGUUGCCACCAGUUUUGGUUCCUCGUCAUAGUGAAUUUCCUCCUGGACAUCCUGUUGUUAGUAACUUUCAGCAUGUUCCUGAACCUUCUAUGCCUCAUAAUGUCAGUUUCUCACCUCAAGGGUUUCCAUCCCCUCCUACUUCAUUAAACAACAUUUCUGGCCCAAGAGGAAUGGGUGUUCCAUCCCCAGGUUCAAACAUCAGCAGCUCAGCACCUAACAGUCCUUUUGGACUUCCUGCAGAAACCCCACCACCUGCCUAUAGCCCACAUGAUGAUAGCCAGCAAGGAAGUGAAAGCAGUCAUCAGGCAAUGGAUACUUCGAACAUACGUCCUGAUGUAUCUCCAGUCACAUAUUCAGAGCCUCAAUAUUGGUGUUCCGUUGCAUAUUAUGAACUGAAUUCCCGUGUAGGAGAAGUUUUCCAUACACAUCAUCACAGCGUUAUUAUAGAUGGCUUUACAGAUCCAUCAAACAAUAACAACAGAUUUUGUCUUGGGUUGUUGUCAAAUGUAAAUAGAAACUCUACAAUUGAGAAUACACGACGCCAUAUUGGAAAAGGUGUUCACAUGUAUUAUGUGGGAGGAGAAAUUUAUGCUGAAUGCCUUAGCGAUAGUGCCAUUUUUGUACAGAGUCGUAACUGUAAUCAUUCACAUGGUUUCCAUCCUACUACAGUGUGUAAAAUACCUCCUGGGUGUAGCUUGAAAAUUUUCAAUAACCAGGAGUUUGCUCAGUUGUUAAGUCAAGCAGUAAAUCAUGGAUUUGAAGCAGUGUAUGAAUUAACAAAGAUGUGCACCAUUCGCAUGAGUUUUGUCAAAGGCUGGGGAGCUGAAUAUCAUCGUCAGGAUGUUACAUCCACACCAUGCUGGAUUGAAAUCCAUCUUCAUGGACCUCUGCAGUGGCUGGAUAAAGUACUAACUCAAAUGGGCUCACCACACAAUCCAAUCUCCUCAGUCUCAUGACAGAGGAAUAUUAUUCUUGGUUGGAUUUUUAUGCAUGUGUAUGUGUGUAAGUGGUCACAGUUAAGAUUCUACAGAAUUUUGUUUUUCAAAACAAAAAUUAACUGUUUUGUUUUUCUUCUCAUGAAAUAAAAGUUUAAUCAUUCAAAUUUAACUUUUUAUGAUAAUUUUUUAAGAAAAAUAUUUUUAUUACUGUAAUAAUCUUUUUAUGAAUGUCAAAAGAUAAGUCAAACUGUAAAUGAAAAUUUUUAAUUGUAUGUGAAAUUUCACCAUUUAAAAAGUUUUAUAAUUCAAGUUCAGCAAAUACCAUGCCAAUCUCAAUUCAUCAUUUUUAUUUGUACAUAGUUCAUUAAAAUGUAUCUAGUAUUUUAACCAGAUGUGUUUUUUUAUACUUGAUACAUCAUAGUUCAUGCUUAAUAGUAUAGAAAACUUUUUGAGUGCCAUGGAAACUAGUAAAGUGACUGUAAAUUACGUAUUUAUGUCAUUAAGGAUGUAUCUUGAAAUUUUUUAUAGUCAUUCAUGUGAUACUUUUCUAUCACCUGUAAAACUAUUUUCAUUCCAGAACUUGUUUUCUGAGAAUACAUGUGAAAGUUGUGAUGUUUAUAAAAGUAGUAAAAACCACAUAGAUUGUGCUAAUUAAAGUAGUUUGUAAGUACUAUAUCCUUUAGUACAUUUUCAGCUCUGGUUGCCACUUUUUAUCAACUGUAAGUGUUACUUUGGGUAUUUAAAAACAUGAAAGUGUAUUUUUCAAAAUUGUUUAAUUUGAAAAUCAAGGGUAGAAAUUUGAUCCAUUAUCAAUAGGCUUUCCACUACAGAUUUGUUGCUAAGAAUUGUGUUGUUUUUUAGAAUAAAACCAGUAAAGUAGGUAAAAAUUAUACAGAUAUGUUUUAUAUAAGAGUAUAUGAACUAAUUUUAAUGAUAUUAAAGGGUUAUUAUGAUUCUCGGAUUAAGGUAUCUAACAUCAAUUUCUGCACUGUUACAUGUCUUACUCAGCCUUUUGCUUUUUUUCCAUAAUGUCUUUUAGUUAUGUAUCAUCUAAAUUUUAAACAGCAGUUUCUACUUCCAGUACAAGUAGGUUCUGCAACAAAUUAUCAUGAACUAUUAAUCAUUCUUUAAAGUUUACUUAGUAUAUUCCAUGAUUACAACUAACUACCAGCAUACAAAUUAAUAAUUAUUGUUUUAAGCUUUACAGUUAAUAGAAACAUACUGUAUUAGCAGCUUCAGUGAAUAUUUGUUGUUGUUGUUGUAUCUUUCUUUGUUACAAGAAACAGAAGAAACUGACAAACCAAAUGAAAGUCUUUAAUGUGAAACUUUAUCAGUUAACAUGAUCAGUUCUGGAAUAACAUUGUUCUUGGUAUUUAUUUUCUGUGAAAAAAUGAGUCCUAGAUUGUUUAUUGAUUAAUUUCAAGUCGUUCAUAUGUUUGUUUUAAUAAAUUUUUUGUAAUAUUAACUUGUUCUUUUGCUUUAUAUUUAUUAGGUUUGGUAAAUUCUCUAAUUGUAUUUGCUCUGUACACAGUGGUGAUAAGGUUAGUCAUAAUUAUUUGUUAAAGUAGUUAACAUUUAAUCUUACAUAUAGAACAAACGAAAUAGUACUGAUAUUUAAAAUGUUUAUAAUUGAGGUAUUUAAAGUUAUUGAAACAUUUUUUCACAAUGUAGAGAACUGUUAUGUUGCAUUUGGUGGUUUUCUGUCUUUAAUUUGGUACCACAUGAAUUGUUUAUUUUGUAAUAGGUGAUAUAUACACAUGCAUACUUUCUUUUAUAUGUAAUUAAAGAAAGAAAAAAAUUGUAUUUUAAAUGGCAUAUUUAGUUUAUGCCAAGAGGAAUAUAACCUUUAUUUUUAGUUCAACAGUGAAUAUUUUCUGACUUAAUUAACUGCAUAAACAAUAUUGACUUGUAUUAAUUCUUUGAAAGAAACUGUUAUGUAUUUGUUUUAGACUCUUUUGUAAGUAGUUUCUUUAAUUGAUAAGACAUCAAGCUUUGCAUUUCAUGUUGAAGCCACAUACUUUUUUUGCAAAAAUUAUCAAGUAUACCAAGUCAACAUUACUUUUAUUCAUUAUUGAUACUUUUGGGAAUUUUUUUACAUUUUUAUUUUUUGAAGAAACUUGUUAAAGCAGAAUGUUUCUGUUUCAAAUGUGAACUUGAAAAGAUAUUGAUUUAGUAUAGUAUAAUGGCAUUUAAUUUUUGUUGGGUAUUUUUCUUGUUUCCAUAAUGGUGUGAAGUAUGCCAAUUAUGGCAUUAGGGAAGUCUUAUUUACACUUUUCUAUCCCUUUUUUAUGGUAGGACUGUACACCUGCAUUUUCUACUCCUAGGAAACAUAUGAGCAUACUUUGACAAGGUUUUUUACACUGAAUUUAAGGAUACACAUUUCUAGAUUUUUUAUUCAAUUAAAUAUACAAUGAAUAAAUCAAAUAUAAAAAUUUUGAUAUUCUGUCAAAUUUCUGUGGUUCCUGGGAAUACAAAAUGGUUAAAAAUCUUUUAAUAAUGAUUUGGUGUUAAUCUAGUUUUACUUUGACAUUUAAUUUUCAUGGCUAUUUCACUUCUUUCUGUUAUUUGCAAUAUCACUAUUACAACAUUUAGAAGUCUUUUUUUUAACAAAUUAAGUAACGUUUCUUUUAUCAACAUCGUAUAAAUUUUUCAGUUUAUGUAAAAUUUGAUUGACAAGUUAGACCACAAUGAGCUUUAUAAACAUUUUCAUUAAAUUUUAAGAUUAACUGGUUUUAAAAAUAAAUAGCUACCUUUGCCACAAUAUCAGUGUAAUAUUCUAAUUACAAUGUAGUUAAGACAUUUUGACUUACUGGUGUUAAAUUUAUAACCUUGGAGAAGAAAUAUAUGCUUCAUUCAUUAUAUUAAUGAUUCUGUAUUUAAUUCUAACUUUCAUUUUGACAAAAAAACCUUUGCCAAACACUUUUCACCAAAUUGCAGUGCAUGAUAAUUCUAUAAUGCCAAAGUUUACACUUGAAAGAGUGUUAAUGUUCUGUCCAACUUUGAUUUUCAUGUUUUAUAUGUAGUUUGUAAAUGAAUUGUUCAGUAUAUGAAAAAGAAAAAUGUUCCUGUUACAUCCCUGGAGUAUGUGUAACUUUAAAGUGUACUUUGAAAUAAAGUUUUGCAAGUA